Messenger RNA from Prionailurus viverrinus (fishing cat), 1478 nucleotides. It is a transcript of the gene GMNC, whose product is annotated as geminin coiled-coil domain containing. The transcript is spliced from 5 exons. Gene Ontology annotation, cellular component: nucleus. The coding region runs from base 1 to 1011 and encodes 336 amino acids. The record is from RefSeq and is a predicted model, not a curated record. NCBI's taxonomy places the organism in Eukaryota, Metazoa, Chordata, Mammalia, Carnivora, Felidae. Gene Ontology annotation, biological process: negative regulation of DNA replication; negative regulation of cell cycle.
AUGGAGCAGAACACUGUUCUGCCUUGCCAAGACCAGUACUUUGUAGGAGGCCAGAGCUGUAAUUGCCCGUAUUCCACUACAACGUCAGAAUCUAGUGUUGACGUUUCCACGGAGACUUGGGUCUCUUUCUGGGCUGCUGGUCUCCUGGACAACAGAGAGCCCCAACAAGCACCACAGGCGCAGGAAUCAUCCAGUGACUCCAAUUUCCCUGUUCCUAACUCAUGUUCGUGGGAAGAGGCUCAGCUUUCCUCUCAGCUCUACAGAAACAAGCAGCUCCAAGAUACUUUGGUGCAGAAGGAAGAAGAACUUGCUAGGUUACACGAAGAGAAUAAUCACCUUAGACAAUACCUGAAUUCUGCUUUGGUUAAAUGUCUUGAGGAAAAGGCCAAGAAAUUACUGUCAUCAGAUGAGUUUUCCAAAGCAUGUGGAAAAUUCAGAAAGGGAAAGAGGAAACCCAAAGAGCAAAGGUAUUUUCCUCCUGAGAUCCCCCAUCACAAAAAUGCCAAGAGAAACCUCUCCGGUGAAUUUGCUAACUGUGAAGAACAACCUGGGCCCCCUGUGGAUCCCUGGGUUCUUCAAACACUUGGAUUAAAAGACCUCAAUACCAUUGAUGACACUUUAUCAGCUAACUACAGUGCCCUCUCCUCUCAUCCCAGAAGAAUUGCCAGCACAUUUCCCCAGUUUCCGGAUGAUGCAGUCAAUUAUGAAAAUAUCCCCAGGGAGGAUCUGCCAAUUGACUAUGGAGGUGACCAAACAACCCCCUCACAUAGCACUGCCAGGCAUGGGGAAGAUUUUCACUUACUUUCUCAACUUUCAAAUGUGCCAGGAGGGCUGCAAACUCCUCCUUACUAUACUUCUGAUGUGUCUCCCAAUAAGACAGAGAUGGCCUUUUCCACAUCCCUGAGCCCUCACUGUAAUGUGAAAACUCAUUCCUUCCACCAGGGACAAGCCUUUGUUUGUCGAGAUGAGGAGGGAGGCUGGAAGUUCACUUGGGUCCCUAAGCAGUCUUAGUGACCCCUGCUCUGACACAAAAGACUGCCAUCAACUCUGUUUACGAAGACCUCUCUUGCACUUGAACCUGACUAUUUGGAAUAUGGAAGCUAUUGCCCAGACUGUCUCCUGCCACUUUAAAUGUCAAUCUCAAUUAUCCACUUAAAUCUGCAAAGAACAGCUUCCAAGAAUCCAUGAUGAAACAUGCCUACUCUUUUUUCACCUAAAUUUGACUUGUUUACAUAGCAACACCUGCUGUUGACUUCCUCCCUUUGCCCUGUACUUGAAAAGGUAUUUUCCAAUUGCCUGAAUACUUCUUUGAGGCCUGCAUAUGUUCUUUCAAUUAUAACAAGUCUAACAGCUUUUGUCCCUUCAUCAAGCAGUUUAAAUGUUCAUAGCCUCCACCCUCUCACUUUCAUCCCUCUCCUGCUCCUCUUUAUUUCUGAAAACUGCCUCUAGAGUGAAUACUAUCAUUGCUCCAAGUGCCU